AUGGACAGCGCCAGCGACCCCGAACGGGAUCAGUCCCUCGAAGAUUAUAAAAAGAGCUUGCUUGAGCUACGAGAAUGGGAGACAAAGUUGAGGACCUUGCGCCUGGGGAUUAAAGAUCUCCAACGCGAGUUCGACAUCUCUGAAGAGAACAUCAAGGCACUACAAAGUGUUGGUCAGAUCAUCGGCGAGGUGCUUAAGCAGCUAGAUGAAGAGCGAUUCAUCGUCAAAGCAUCUUCCGGGCCGCGAUACGUUGUCGGCUGUCGCUCGAAGGUCGACAAGGCCAAGAUGAAGCAGGGUACCCGUGUGGCCCUGGAUAUGACAACGCUCACUAUCAUGCGAAUGCUUCCUCGCGAGGUUGACCCCAUGGUUUACAACAUGUCCUUAGAAGAUCCCGGUCAGGUGAACUUUGCUGGAAUUGGUGGUCUCAACGACCAAAUCAGAGAGCUCCGAGAAGUCAUCGAAUUGCCAUUGAAGAACCCAGAACUGUUCCAACGAGUUGGAAUCAAACCUCCUAAGGGUGUUUUGCUCUAUGGUCCUCCCGGUACUGGUAAAACACUGCUUGCCCGAGCAGUGGCCAGCUCCAUUGAAACCAACUUCUUGAAAGUCGUCUCUUCCGCCAUCGUUGAUAAAUAUAUCGGUGAAUCCGCUCGACUGAUUCGAGAGAUGUUCGGUUAUGCUAAAGAACACGAGCCUUGCAUUAUCUUCAUGGACGAAAUUGAUGCCAUCGGAGGUCGUCGAUUUUCGGAAGGUACAUCAGCGGAUCGUGAAAUUCAACGAACACUGAUGGAGCUGCUGAAUCAACUGGAUGGAUUCGACUACUUGGGCAAGACGAAGAUCAUCAUGGCUACCAACCGACCGGAUACUCUUGAUCCGGCUUUACUGCGUGCCGGUCGUUUGGACCGCAAGAUUGAGAUUCCUCUUCCCAAUGAGGUCGGCCGUUUAGAGAUUUUGAAGAUUCAUUCCAGCACAGUUCAACUGGAGGGAGAUAUCGACUUCGAGAGUGUGGUCAAGAUGAGCGAUGGCCUCAACGGUGCCGAUCUGCGUAACGUGGUCACUGAAGCUGGUCUGUUUACCAUCAAGGAUUAUCGUGAUGCCCUGAACCAAGAUGACUUCAACAAGGCAGUACGGAAGGUGGCAGAGGCCAAGAAGUUGGAAGGCAAGCUGGAAUACCAGAAGCUGUAA
Molecule: messenger RNA, 1182 nt
Organism: Penicillium angulare
Lineage: Eukaryota; Fungi; Ascomycota; Eurotiomycetes; Eurotiales; Aspergillaceae
Gene: rpt4
Product: proteasome regulatory particle base subunit RPT4
Exons: 4
Coding region: 1-1182 (393 amino acids)
Biological process (GO): positive regulation of RNA polymerase II transcription preinitiation complex assembly
Cellular component (GO): cytosolic proteasome complex; proteasome regulatory particle, base subcomplex
Molecular function (GO): ATP binding; ATP hydrolysis activity; proteasome-activating activity
Source: RefSeq, a predicted model, not a curated record